AUGUUUGAGCAGGAUGACCUGGUGUAUGAAGUUCAUGAGAUUGUAGUGCAGAAAGUUGGCCAUGUGCCUGUGGCCAAGGGGGACUUCAAUCACUUGCCAAAGAAAGUGAAGACAUUUGUAGCUCACUGCGUUCAGCUGUGUCAGCCGCGGGGCAUUUUCAUUUGUGAUGGCAGCCAGGAGGAGGCUGAGGAGAUCAUCCACAAACUCUUGGAAAGAGGCACUCUGACCAGACUGACCAAAUAUAAGAACAACUACUUGUGCCGCACUGACCCAGCUGAUGUCGCUCGUGUGGAAUCAAAGACGUUCAUCGUCACAAAGAACAAGUAUGAUUCUGUGCCACAUGUACGCGAGGGUGUCACAGGAAUUCUGGGCGCCUGGAUGAGUCCUGAGGACACCAAGGUGGAGUUGGAUCAUCGUUUCCCAGGAUGUAUGGCAGGACGUAUGAUGUACAUCAUUCCAUUCAGCAUGGGUCCGGUUGGCUCCCCUCUAAGCAAGAUUGGUGUGCAGGUCACAGACUCCAACUAUGUGCUGCUGUGCAUGCGUACCAUGACCCGUGUCGGGCCUAAAGUGUGGGAGGUUCUGGGUGAUGGGAGCUUUGUCAAGUGUGUCCACUCUCUGGGAUGUCCAAGACCAGUGCAAAGGCGUGUGAUUAACCACUGGCCCUGUAAUCCAGAGAAAGUCAUGAUCACUCACUUCCCAGAGGAGAGGAAAAUCAAAUCCUUUGGCAGUGGUUAUGGUGGCAACUCUCUCUUGGGCAAGAAGUGCUUUGCCUUGAGGAUUGCUAGUGUCAUUGCUAGAGAUGAGGGAUGGAUGGCCGAGCACAUGUUGAUCAUGAGUGUCACUACCCCAGAAGGCAAAGAGCACUUCCUGGCAGCUGCCUUCCCUAGUGCCUGUGGUAAGACAAACUUGGCAAUGUUGAACCCUAGCCUUCCAGGCUUCAAGAUCCAGUGUGUGGGAGAUGACAUUGCUUGGAUGCGGUUCGAUGACAAGGGUGUUUUGCGUGGCAUUAACCCAGAGGCGGGCUUUUUCGGUGUAGCUCCAGGAACCAACAUGAAGACAAACCCCAAUGCCAUGCUGUCUUUCCAGUGCAACAGCAUUUUUACCAAUGUGGCUGAGACAGCUGACGGAGGCUACUUCUGGGAGGGACUUGAGGAUGAAAUACCAAAGGGUAUUGGCAUUAUUGACUGGCUGGGCAACCCAUGGCACCCAGGCUGCCCAAGGAAAGCUGCUCACCCAAACUCCCGUUUCACAGCGCCUGCAUCUCAGUGUCCCAUCAUACAUCCCAAAUGGGAAGAUCCUGAGGGAGUUCCAAUUAGUGCUAUCAUAUUUGGUGGCCGUCGUCCUGUUGGUGUGCCUCUGGUGUUUGAAGCCAAGAGCUGGGCCCAUGGUGUCAUGACUGGAGCUUGUGUCAAGUCAGAGGCAACUGCAGCUGCUGAACACCAGGGCAAGAACAUCAUGCAUGACCCAAUGGCAAUGAGACCAUUUAUGGGCUACAAUUUUGGACACUAUCUGCAACAUUGGCUGGAUUUGGAGAAGCCAACACGCAAAAUGCCCAAAAUUUUCCACGUCAACUGGUUCAGAGUUGAUCAGAAGGGCAAGUUUUUAUGGCCAGGCUACGGUGAGAACAUCAGAGUCCUUGACUGGAUUAUCAGAAGGUGUGAGGGAGACAGUUCCAUUGCUGAGGAAACACCAAUUGGCUACCUGCCCAAAAAAGGAACCAUUGAUCUGAGCGGUUUGGAUUCAAUUAAUGAGGAGGAGCUCUUCAGUCUUCCAAAACACUACUGGCUUGAUGACACCAGAGAGAGCAAGCGGUUCCUUGAGGAUCAGGUCGGAAUUGACACUCCUCCACAAAUCAUAAAACUGUUGAACGAGCAAGAAGAGGCUUUCAGCAAAUAUGCAUAG
Molecule: messenger RNA, 1902 nt
Organism: Candidula unifasciata
Lineage: Eukaryota; Metazoa; Mollusca; Gastropoda; Stylommatophora; Geomitridae
Source: the annotation of a GenBank genome assembly